AUUAUAAGAUACUUACCUUGAACCAUAGCUUUUAUCCUUUCUCCAGGCCAUUUUUGCUUUUUCAUCUCCUUCCUCUACAAUCUUGUUAGAUUGACAUAACAAUCCGCCUCCAAGCUUACCUUCAUCUUGUUGUAAGAAUUAAAAGCAUCCAAACCUAUUUAGCAAUCCCAUAGCAACGACACAAUUACACAAAGGGAAAAGGGUAAGGAGGGCAGGCAGCUAAAUUACAAUCAGUUGUGACCUUCACCGAUCUUUCCUCCACAUUGGUUCAUAUGUCUUUUACUUAACUCCAAUUUCCUUCUCUAUUACCCUACACCAACAAAUCAAAUCAAAAUACCUUUCUUUCAUUUAUCUCCCCAACUUAAUUUUUUGUUUUCCUUUUUUAACGUCAUUGUAACCGUACAUCUCCGCUUAAUGUUAUCUCGCACCCAUUGCAUUGCAUUGCACUGUAUCUAUCUCUACACAAACCAUACUCAUCAUCAUUGAAAGAGGGCUGCUGCACUGCACCAAAUACAUUUUCUGUCUCACUCACUCUCAUCUAUCAUAUAUAAACAAAUUAAAAACAUGGGUUUCUGGACAUUGUUCGAGGUUGCUUCCAUGCCUAUCUUGCAAGUACUUAUAAUCAGUUUGUUAGGCGCUUUCCUGGCGACUGAUUACUGCAAGCUUUUCCCAGAAGACACUCGCAGAUCCUUGAAUAAGCUUGUGUUCGUUGUGUUUACCCCCUCGCUCAUGUUUGCAAGUCUGGCCAAGACCGUCACGCUCCAAGACAUUAUUUCAUGGUGGUUUAUGCCUGUAAACAUGGGAAUCACCUUUCUAGUGGGAGGAAUAGUGGGAUGGUUUGUGGUUAAGAUACUGAGACCAAAGCCCCAUCUGGAAGGUCUUAUUAUUGCGACAUGUUCAGCUGGGAACGUGGGAAAUCUUCUCCUUAUACUUGUCCCUGCAGUCUGCAAUGAAGAUAGAAGCCCAUUUGGAAACCGUGAUGUUUGCAACUCAGUUGGACUCUCCUAUGCAUCUUUCUCCAUGGCGCUUGGUGGUUUCUACAUAUGGACAAUCAGUUACCAAAUGAUAAAAUCUUCAGCAGUGAAAUCCAAAGCACUUGAAGCAGCUGAGGAAUUCGUUUCAAAAGUAGAAGCCAACAACAACUUGGAUGCCACCGCCCAAUCUCAGCUUCUGAAAGAAAGAAACGAGGAAGGUGCUAUAACAACAGUGGCAACAAAGGAAGUUGAAGAUCCAGAGCAACAUGCAAUUGUAUCACAAGAAAGUAGACCAAAGCAAGAAGGGAAGGGAUUGUUGUGGGUUAACGUGGUGGCCUUUCUUCGUCAGAUCUUAAAAGAGCUGAUGGCGCCGCCGACACUUGGUGCAAUUGCGGGAUUCGUUUUUGGAGCGACGGUGUGGUUGAGAAAGCUUAUAAUAGGCGAGGGGGCUCCAUUACGAGUGAUGCAAGACUCAAUAAAACUGCUAGGAGAUGCAACAAUCCCUUGUAUCACCCUCAUAAUAGGAGGCAACUUGAUAGGAGGAUUAAGAUCGUCCAAAAUAAAACCAUUGGUAAUCGUAGGAGUAGUGUGUGCUCGAUACGUUGUACAGCCGGUUAUUGGUAUUUGGGUUGUUAAAGCUGCUGCCAAGCUUGGGCUCCUACCCUCCGACCCUUUGUUCAGCUACGUCUUGAUGCUUCAGUUUACUGUCCCACCUGCCUCCAAUAUUGGUACCAUGACCCAGUUGUUUGAUGUGGGUCAAGAGGAGUGUUCAGUUCUCUUCCUGUGGACAUACUUGGUUGCAGCUUUUGCACUCACUACUUGGUCAACAAUCUUUAUGUGGAUCUUGACCUGAUCAACACUCUUUCAUUUCAUGUUUCGACAUAAUAUAUAUAUAUCAUUUAAUUAGUAUAAUUAAAUGUUAGUAGUUAAUAUUAUAAAAUAUUAGUCUAAAUUAAAAGUGAUCUAAUGUGGUUAAAGAUUAUUGGAAUUCAAUUAAUAAAUAAAAUAUGGGUUAAAUA
Messenger RNA from Gossypium arboreum, 1993 nucleotides. Its product is annotated as protein PIN-LIKES 7-like. The transcript has 10 exons. Gene Ontology annotation, cellular component: membrane. Gene Ontology annotation, biological process: endoplasmic reticulum to cytosol auxin transport. The coding region runs from base 565 to 1827 and encodes 420 amino acids. Lineage: Eukaryota; Viridiplantae; Streptophyta; Magnoliopsida; Malvales; Malvaceae. The record is from RefSeq and is a predicted model, not a curated record.